This is a messenger RNA of Trichoderma aggressivum f. europaeum, 861 nucleotides long. RefSeq lists its product as uncharacterized. The transcript has a single exon. The coding region runs from base 1 to 861 and encodes 286 amino acids. The record is from RefSeq and is a predicted model, not a curated record. Lineage: Eukaryota; Fungi; Ascomycota; Sordariomycetes; Hypocreales; Hypocreaceae.
AUGGCAAGCUCUGGUCUGCCACAAGCUGUUGUGCGACGCGGACGCGAUCCAGAUAUAAGUACGAAGCUCCCCAAUCCCCCAGAACAGGGAGAGAGAGAGAGAGAGCUCCGCGCUAGAGGGAUAGGACAAGAAGGAGAACGCAAGAACAAGAACAACAGGGCAAGGAAAACCUCCAAGAUGCAUCAUCACUUUCUCACUCUCACCGCUGCUGCUGGCCUCCUCGCGACGGCCUCAGCUACCAAGCUUCCCAGCGUCAAUGUGCCCGCAUGUCCUCGUGUGGGCACAAUUAGCUACAGCAAGUCAGUGCCCGACCUGACGCCCUUCCCGCCCACGCAGGUCAACCUGUGCUACACGGACAAGAGCCUCGAGCUCUCAUUCAUUGCCUACGACGAGGUCAACUACUUCUUCAACGCCUCGCAGGGCACAAACGACGACAUCUGGGAGUACGAAGUCAUGGAGGCCUUCAUCUACAAGGGCACCGAAGACCCCCAGACAUACGUCGAGCUCGAGGUCAACCCCAACAACGUCACAUACCAGGCGUUCGUUUACAACCCCUCAAAGAACCGCGCGGUCGGCGCGCCCUUCGACCACUUCUUCAUCUCGGAUCCCGCCACGGACGGCUUCAGCGCAAAGACGGUCCUCAACAAGCCCGCAAAGACCUGGAAGAGCACCGUCACCGUCCCUCUGGGCAUCUUCAACGUCGACGUCGGCAAGGCCAAGGGCACAUCUUGGAGGAUGAACUUCUUCCGAACCGUCGUCAGCCCCGAGAUUUAUCCUAACCAGACUCUUGGCGGAUGGUCGCCGCCAGACCAGGCGAGCUUCCAUAUUACAAAGUUCUUUGGUCAUGUCAAGUUUAUUUGA